CAGAGAUAAAAAGUUCACGCCAAUUCGAAAAUGUUUUUUGUUUGACUCUGAAUUUGACAAAUACAGUGUAUCAACGAUGAUGCGAUUGCGUUCCAAUCAUUGCCUGUCUCCGGAACAUUUAUUUAAAAUAAAAGUAUACGAUAGUCCUAAUUGUCAGUGUGCAGAAUACGGAGAUAUAGUACAUAUACUGUUUAAUUGUCAGCUGAACAGGGUAAACUGUGAUAUAUUAUACUAUAAAUUAACACAAUUGGGAAUGGAAUGCCCAAUUAGUGUGAACGAUGUCGUUUUUAGCCAGUCGAUUAAGAUUAUAGAGUGUUUAACUAGUUUUUUAAAAAAGCUUCAGGGUUGAAAUUGUAGUCAAUCGAAUGUAAGUUUAUGUGUAACUAACAUUAUGUAUGUGAUGUUCUAGCCCUGUGUACGUCAAAUAUCCUUUCCAUCCUUGGGAACAAGGGGAGAAAUAGUAAUAUAGUGACUGGGUACAUGACCUCCGGUCGAGCCCAAAUUGCCCUUCCAAUAAGGGUAACCUUGAAAGAAGAAGAAGAAGAAGAAGAUUUCAUUGCUGAGUUUGACACAAAAUAUAACCUCAAUUCUAACAGCUAACAGCUGUUUUGCUUUGAAGUUUAUAUAAGUCAGAUAAAAGCAUAUUGUAUAUAAAAAUGUGAUCUAAUAUUACUAUUGUUGAUGGCUUUGUAUAGGUUCUUUUUACCCAGAAUUCGUAAUCAAAUCUGCUGCUCACUAUUUCAUUUUCAAUGUAAUUUCAAAUAUUUAUCAUCUACAGAAAACUCGGCCACAGUCCACCUACAGGAUGUCAUUGAUAAUUUCACUAUUCAGCUUAUACAAAAGAAAAUAUGGGACAUGAAAAACAUGAAAAAUUCGAAUAUAGAACAACUGGACGAAUUUUUUAAUUGUGCUCUUGUUGAAUGUAAUGAUACCGGUGUUGUUGCACUGAUGAGAGAAUGUUUGAAGUUGCAAAUGUCUCCUUCUUCAGAUUACAUUGUACAAGUAAUGAGUAUUUGUGCACAAAAUGGAGAAGUUGAAUUGAUAGAUGGCCUAAAAAUAUUGUGUAAACAAAAAGAUAUUAAUUUACCAACGAACUUCAGUUUUGAAAUUUAUAAUGCUCAUGCUGUUUGGAUCAAAGGACAUGUUAUGAAAGCUUUAAAUUUAUUUGAGGAAUUGUAUAUAACAAAUCCUUUCCUUAGAAGGCAUAUAAGAAUAAUCCUCAAGCAACUUAUUUCUGUUGAAGUUAAAAAGAGUAGUGAGGCAGUUCUUAUAAAUAUGUUGAAAGUUGCUAAGAAUAUCAAAGAAAGUCACAACGAUUAUUCAUUUUUGACAUAUAUUUGGGAAUCUUGUUUUUUGAGUGAACUUUUUUCUGACCAACAAUUAGCUAUUGCCCUUUUGUAUGAAGACCAAAAAUUAGUUGAAGUUUUGACAAUUCGAUUACCAAUCAUAUUAUAUAAGACUCUGAAAAUUCAUAGAACAGAAUCUAUUUAUAAAUUACUAGAAUAUUUUCAUGUUAUGAAUAUGGAAGAAGAAUGUACUAUUGUGGCUAUGGCUUUCUUAGAUUACUAUUUUCUCCAAGUCAACGUUGUGAACUAUUCAGAAGUUAUAAAAUGGUGCAAAAACUGUAAUAUCGUUUUGCCAGCUAUCUAUAAUGAGAAAUAUCUAGACCUUUUAUUGAAUGUAGAGAGUUCCAGUACUCCUCAAAAUAAGCCUAAAGUGGAAAAAUACAAUACAGGAAGAGAAUUAAGCUUUUAAUAAUAGUAUUCUAUUCUAGUUUUUAUGAAUUGAAAUCAAUAAAUUAUAUUCACUGAAAUGAGUUUGAAAAACAACCACAUGUCACUAUUUGAUAAUAACAUAGAAAAGUAUUACCGAAGUUAUGGUACCAAUUUUUCAUUAAUAUGCAUGUAGUCUUGUUAUCAACCUAUUCAUGUGUUCAUGUACUUUCACCCUUUUGAUUUUAUAGCUGGGAAUGUUCCAGUUUUGUUUUGUAUUAUAAAUAAUGAUUGUCAAUGAAAAUGGUUCUCGUUUUG
This is a messenger RNA of Harmonia axyridis, 2030 nucleotides long. RefSeq lists its product as uncharacterized. The record is from RefSeq and is a predicted model, not a curated record. The transcript is spliced from 3 exons. Lineage: Eukaryota; Metazoa; Arthropoda; Insecta; Coleoptera; Coccinellidae. Bases 682 to 1755 code for a protein of 357 amino acids.